Messenger RNA from Mesorhabditis belari, 207 nucleotides. The record is from the annotation of a GenBank genome assembly. Lineage: Eukaryota; Metazoa; Nematoda; Chromadorea; Rhabditida; Rhabditidae.
AUGGAUAAAAAGAGUCAAUGCCGCAAAUGCAAGCACUACACCAUUCAGACGCAACUCGUGAUUCUUUGUCUACCCGCUUGCCCGCCGAGAUUCAACUCCGAUGUUGACCGUUUUUAUCAGCCGAAACCUGAUAUACUCGAGAUACUUCUGGAAUUAGACAUCGGCUUAAGCCUCAAAUCGAUCAGCCAUGAAAACGAGGGGAAUAUU